This is a messenger RNA of Trichomycterus rosablanca, 2278 nucleotides long. Its product is annotated as zinc finger protein 585A-like. Lineage: Eukaryota; Metazoa; Chordata; Actinopteri; Siluriformes; Trichomycteridae. Gene Ontology annotation, molecular function: RNA polymerase II cis-regulatory region sequence-specific DNA binding; DNA-binding transcription repressor activity, RNA polymerase II-specific. The annotation marks the transcript as partial. Gene Ontology annotation, biological process: regulation of transcription by RNA polymerase II. Gene Ontology annotation, cellular component: nucleoplasm. The record is from RefSeq and is a predicted model, not a curated record. The transcript has a single exon.
UUUAACCGUCAAAGUAAUUUCAAAACACACCAGCGCAUUCACACUGGAGAGAAACCGUAUCAGUGCACACAGUGUGGGAAGAGUUUUAAGAAACCGUGUCAUCUCAAACAACACCAGCGCAUUCACACUGGAGACAAACCGUAUCACUGUUUACAGUGUGGGAAGAGGUUUUAUACACAGAGUAAUCUUAAAGAACACCAGCACAUUCACACGGGAGAGAAACCGUAUCAGUGCUCUCAGUGUGGAAAAAGUUUUAAUACUCGGGGUUAUCUGAACUACCACAAGCGCAUUCACACUGGAGAGAAGCCGUAUCAGUGCUCACAGUGUGGAAAGAGUUAUAUUGAUCGGAGUCAUCUUAAAAAACACCAGCGCAUUCACACUGGAGAGAAACUGUAUCAGUGCUCACAAUGUGGAAAGAGUUUUAAUAAACACAUUCAUCUCAAAGAACACCAGCACAUUCACACUGGAAAGAAGCCGUAUCAGUGCUCACAGUGUGGGAAGAGUUUCAUAAGUGAGAAUUAUUGUAAAAUACACCAGCGCAUUCACACUGGAGAGAAACUGUAUCAGUGCUCACAGUGUGGGAAGAGUUUUACUAGUCAGAGUGCUCUCAAAACACACCAGUACAUUCACACUGGAGAGAAACCGUAUCAGUGCACACAGUGUGGGAAGAGUUUUAUUACACAAAGUAAUCUCAAAAUACAUCAGCGCAUUCACACUGGAGAGAAACCGUAUCAGUGCUCACAGUGUGGGAAGAGCUUUAACGACCAAUGUAUUCUCAAAAUACACCAGCGCAUUCACACUGGAGAGAAACCGUAUCAGUGCUCACAGUGUGGGAAGUGUUUUAAUUAUCAGUGUAAUCUCAAAGAACACCAGCGCAUUCACACUGGAGAGAAACCGUAUCAGUGCUCACUGUGUGGAAAGAGUUUUAUUACACGGAGUAAUCUCAAAAUACACCAGCGCACUCACACUGGAGAGAAACCGUAUCACUGCUCUCAGUGUGGAAAGAGUUUUAUUACACAGAGUAAUCUUAAAAAACACCAGCGCAUUCACACCGGAGAGAAACCGUAUCAGUGUUUACAGUGUGGAAACAGUUUUAUUACACAAAGUGAUCUCAAAACCCACCAGCGCAUUCACACUGGAGAGAAACCGUAUCAGUGCCCCGAGUGUGGAAGGAGUUUUAGUAAACAGAGUAAUUUCAAAAUACACCAGCGCAUUCAUACUGGAGAGAAACCGUAUCCGUGUUUACUGUGUGGAAAGAGUUUUAAUCGACCGAGUCAUUUAAAAAAACACCAGCACACUCACACUGGAGAGUACCAGCUACUGGAGGUGUCGGAGGGGGCGUGUGUAGCAGUAGAGGUGAAUUAUGAUCAGGUAAUUGGAUACGACUAGAUUGGGAUUGGACUGAUGCUCUAUCCAGGGUGAGUGAGUGAGGGUCUCUGGGUUUGAGUGAGUGAGUGAGUGAGGGUCUCUGGGUUUGAGUGAGUGAGUGAGUGAGGGUCUCUGGGUUUGGGUGAGUGAGUGAGUGAGUGAGGGUCUCUGGGUUUGGGUGAGUGAGUGAGUGAGUGAGGGUCUCUGGGUUUGGGUGAGUGAGUGAGUGAGUGAGGGUCUCUGGGUUUGGGUGAGUGAGUGAGUGAGGGUCUCUGGGUUUGGGUGAGUGAGUGAGUGAGGGUCUCUGGGUUUGAGUGAGUGAGUGAGUGAGGGUCUCUGGGUUUGGGUGAGUGAGUGAGGGUCUCUGGGUUUGGGUGAGUGAGGGUCUCUGGGUUUGGGUGAGUGAGUGAGUGAGGGUCUCUGGGUUUGAGUGAGUGAGUGAGUGAGGGUCUCUGGGUUUGGGUGAGUGAGGGUCUCUGGGUUUGGGUGAGUGAGUGAGUGAGGGUCUCUGGGUUUGGGUGAGUGAGUGAGUGAGGGUCUCUGGGUUUGAGUGAGUGAGUGAGUGAGGGUCUCUGGGGUUGAGUGAGUGAGUGAGUGAGGGUCUCUGGGUUUGGGUGAGUGAGUGAGUGAGGGUCUCUGGGUUUGGGUAAGUGAGUGAGUGAGGGUCUCUGGGUUUGGGUGAGUGAGUGAGUGAGGGUCUCUGGGUUUGGGUGAGUGAGGGUCUCUGGGUUUGGGUGAGUGAGUGAGUGAGGGUCUCUGGGUUUGAGUGAGUGAGUGAGUGAGGGUCUCUGGGUUUGGGUGAGUGAGUGAGUGAGGGUCUCUGGGUUUGAGUGAGUGAGUGAGUGAGGGUCUCUGGGUUUGGGUGAGUGAGGGUCUCUGGGUUUGGGUGAGUGAGUGAGUGAGGGUCUCU